Molecule: messenger RNA, 1509 nt
Organism: Pistacia vera
Lineage: Eukaryota; Viridiplantae; Streptophyta; Magnoliopsida; Sapindales; Anacardiaceae
Product: cell division control protein 6 homolog B-like
Biological process (GO): mitotic DNA replication checkpoint signaling; DNA replication initiation; cell division
Cellular component (GO): nucleus
Molecular function (GO): ATP hydrolysis activity; DNA replication origin binding
Source: RefSeq, a predicted model, not a curated record
CCCCAAAAUAAAGAGAAUCAAUUCCCAACAAUGCCUGCAAUUGCCAGUCACGAUUCCAUCUUGGCCAUCAAAUCGGAGAAGUCUGGUGAGAUCGCCAGAUCCAACGGUGAUUCAACUCCUCAGAAGCGGAGACUGAGAUCUGAUGCGGCAGCGGAGCAGAACAAGAGCCCAACUUCAACGCCGAUGAAAUGGAAAUCUCCUCGCCGUAGCCUCAAUUCUAGUCCAAACACUCCUAUUAAUGUGAAUGAAAAACUCGUGACGCGCAAAUCACCGGUUAAGAAGAGAUUAUUUGAGAGUCGUAAAGCCAAACCAAAUUGGAAUCCUCAAGAUGUGGAGCAAAUGAGUGCAGUAAAGGAGGCUCUACACGUGUCAACAGCGCCAUCGACGGUUGUCUGUCGUGAGGAGGAGCAGAAAAGGGUUUUGGAGUUCUGUAAGAAGCAUGUGGAACAAGAGAAGGCUGGGAGUUUGUAUGUGUGUGGUUGUCCCGGGACAGGGAAAUCAUUGUCCAUGGAGAAAAUUAAACAGCAUUUGCUUGACUGGGCUAAAGAGGAGGGUUUUCAGGUGCCAGAUGUAUUAGCCAUUAAUUGUACUUCACUUACAAACACAUCUGAAAUUUUCAGCAAGAUUAUUUUUAAAAUCCAAGGAAGGAAGAAAAUCAGUGGCUCCACGUCACCUUUACAACAUCUUCAGAACUUGUAUUCUCAAAAGCAGCAGUCAUCUGGCUCAAAAAUGAUGCUAAUUGUUGCUGAUGAGUUGGAUUAUUUGAUUACCAGAGACCGAGCGGUCCUUCAUGAUCUUUUCAUGCUUACAACUUUUUCGUUCUCUAGAUUCAUAAUAAUAGGAAUAGCAAAUGCCAUAGAUCUUGCAGAUAGAUUUCUUCCAAGACUUCAGUCACUGAAUUGUAAACCUCUUGUUGUGACAUUUCGAGUCUCUAAAGAUCAAAUCAUCAGAAUACUUCAGGAGAGGCUCAUGGCACUUCCUUAUAUUGUCUUUCAGCCACAAGCAUUGGAACUCUGUGCCAGAAAAGUUGCUGCUGCAUCUGGAGACAUGCGGAAAGCUCUGAGUGUUUGCAGGAGUGCAAUUGAGGUGCUAGAUACGGAACUGAGAGAGUCUGCAAGCAAAAUAAACUCGACAUCAGUCGAGAAAGGGUCCUUUGAUCAACAGGCAGUGAGGGUUGAUCAUAUGGCUGUUGCUUGUGCAAAUACAUUUAAAUCUCCAGUAGUCGACACCAUACAGUCUCUCCCUCAACAUCAACAAAUUAUACUUUGCUCUGCGGUGAAGUUCUUCCGCGGAGGAAAGAAAGAUACAACUGUUGGGGAGCUAAAUAAAUCAUAUAUGGAAAUCUGCAAAACGUCCCUCAUUCCACCAGUUGGAAUUCUGGAAUCGAGUAUGUGCAGAGUGCUAAAUGACCAGGGGCUUCUCAAAUUAGGCCAGUCUCGUGAAGAUAAAUUGAAAAGAGUAACAUUAAAAAUAGAUGAGUCUGAUAUCACUUUUGCAUUGCAGGUAUGA